AUGUCGUCUGCUCCUGCAGCAGGACCAGCAGUCGGUGAAUCGGCCGCCGCUGCCACCACUGCUCUUCCAUUGCAGCCAUUACAGCCAGCCACGCCAUUCCGACCGCACCAUCGCCGCAACCAGUCGUCCAUCUCAACCACCAUCAGCCUCACAGAGCUCGACGUCAACGGCAACAGCAGCAACAGCAACAGCAGCAGCAACAGCGGCAGUGCGCUGGGACGUAGCGGAUCGGCGAAUCAACCACCAGCGACGACCACCAUGGCCAGCGCGUUUGCGAGCCAAGGCGACGAGCUCCAGUCCUUCCUGCUGUUUAGCACCGACGCGGAUGACGACGAAGAUGAUGCAGACUUUGCGCUGUCCUAUGCCCGGCUAAGUUCACUGGCUACAGAGCUCAACACCACCGUCAAGACAUCGCUUCAAGGGAACACCUUGACCCUGUACGCUCUAGCCGUCCGAUCCACCUACGAGACACUUCUUGCAUCUCCAUGGCGGUCUGCUGCAGCAGUCUCACCGGCAGCAACAGCAGCCGCAGCAUCCAAACACUCUGCCCACACAGAGACCGAUGUCUUGCGAUACAGUGCGACCACGUUCGGCCCGCUGCUUUGGGAUGCACUUACUAGUCGAGCACAUCACGAGAUUCAUAUCUCGUUUGACAUGCGCGAACGAGUGCAGUUUCUGGUGGCAUUGCGCAACGCCUUUGCUGCCGAAAUCAGUGCCACCUUGCAGCUGUUGCAAUCCGCUGUCGAUUUGCACCAGCUCGCUGCACCUUCCUCGCAGGCGUCAAGCUCGCUGGCUUCCGCGCUUGAUGGUAGCUUGAACAGCAACAAUGCGAGCGUCCGACCACAUGGCAGUGCAUCAAAGAGCGGGUUGACAUCAGCAGCAGCGACCAGCUCCUCCUCUUCUUCUUCUUCUUCUCAACCGGUGCCAUCGGAGAACUUGGCUUCGGCCAUUCACACACGGCGCGUUGAUGUGCUGAGUCGCGAAUCGCUCCUCGCAUUUAACGCGGCGCUGUCGAAAUGCAAACAGAUUAUUGACAAGAUUUCGCAGCACUCCGAGCUCGCCUUGUGCCGCAGCAACACCUCAUGUAUUGUGAUGCUUCGGCGGAUUUUCAGAGCGCGACUAGUUCUGUCGUUGCGACAAAACCCGGCCAGCGUUCUUGUCCACGUGCACCGCUUUGAAGCCGUCUGCGAGGUCGUGCUGCAGCAGCAUUACAAGUCCCUCCUCCACCCAACAUGUAGCCCAGGUCCCGACAGCCUAACCACUCAAACGCCACCACUAUUGUCGCAUUCGACUUUAGAGCAGUCGCUCGCCUUUGGAAUGCGUCGGCGGCGAGCCUUCUCACUUCCCUCCCGGUCCAGCUCUAUCGCGCACGAGCUUUCCGCAGCACCCUUCACCACCGCAGAUGAUGCUCGAGUUAACGGAAAACUUGUCGAGUCCCCUCUACCUUCAGCGGCCACCGCACUGCCAAAUUUGCCACCUUCUUCGUCUUCUUCUUCUUCGUCCUUUUCUCCUUCUUCUACACCCCUGCACAGCGUCGUCGUCUUCUCCCGCGAGAGCCUGCUUCGGCGGCUCAACUACGCCUUCGACGCGGCCAAGGGCCAGCAGGACUUUGUUGCCCGCGUGGAGCAGACUGCAUCUCUCGCCACGCAUGCGGUGACUGCCGACGUGCGGCAUCAUUUGAGCUUGAUUGUGCGCGACAUGCAUCCAAACCAUCUCCCGUCAAUGUACGCCUCAAAUGCUGCGUACAAUGCGUGGAAGCGCCGCGAGUUGAAGCGAGCCACUUGCAUCUUGCAGCAGAUCGACCACUUGCAGCGUCUGCGUCGGGGUCUUGGUGCGCAGCUCGUCUCGUCGUUGUGGUGCCCCGGCGCCCCCGACCACUCGUGGUUUACCGGUACCCUGACUGUGCAUGUUCUCGAUCUUGUUCGCGACCAUGCGCAGGGCGAGGACAAGCUCAACCUCGCCCGCCGAAAAGUGCAGCGUCCUGCUCCCGACGCGGUGCUGCCGGCCAUUGCUCGUGACGAUGACAGCAACGCUCUCACCAGCGGCGGUAUUGUCCCUCAUUUCGCUGGCGGAGAUUAUGUGAUUGACGCUCCGUUUCCCGUGCGAACGGUUGCCAUCGAUCUGUGGAACGACGAUGUUUUGAGCGACUCGAGUCUCUUGACCCGCCCAUUCGAUCCAUGGCAUCGCCACGUUCUCGACAAGGACGACAUGCUGGGGCGUGUUUCGAUCGACUUGACGCACCCGGUUUUCCAGCAGCCUCGCAGCCAGUCCGGUGUUGUCGUCGGCUGGUUUCGCAUCGACGCAGCCGCAUCUGCGAGCUCGGCUUUGCGCACGGCGACCUCGAGCAACCCUCUCACUGCUUCUUCAAGCUCCCAGUUCGCAGCCACGCGACCAGAUCUGGGAGAUUUGGAAGCAACCUCGACAGGGUUUGCGACUCAGGCGGUCGCCGGGCUCGCCCGCCUCAGCAUCCGGUUUACGCGCGAGCCGCUGGUCACCCCGUCGGCCUGCGUUGUGGCCGCUCAUGUGGCGAGUCCCAUCCAGCCGACAACACCAGCCGCACCAACGGCUCCAUCGGCUCCAUCGGCUCGAGCUGAAACAGCCGGUCAGGCGGCAGCCACCGACGACGCAUCCAAGGUCAACUGGAUUACGGCGAGUGGCAGCUGGUACGAUGCAUCGCAUCCGUUCGCCGCACAGACCAUCACCCUGCCGCCUGUGGCGUCACCCGUGGCAUCCAUUCCGCUUCCGCCGUAUGCAUCCAUGUUCCAGCAACUCGCGUCGCGCAUGGUCGAGUCUGAGCUUGAACAGCGAGUCCGAGAAGCAGAGCUUCAUGACACUGCCGUGCUGAGUGUCGAGCAGGCCGAGUCGCUUGCGCUUUUGCGCCAGCAAGGCCGAUCGUACUCGCAAGAGCUCUUGCCAGGACCGGCUUCAGCUCCCUUGAGCGGGCGUUCAACGCCACCACCGUCAUCUCAACCACCCACUCUGGGCCAUCAACGCCACGCGUCCUUUGGCAUAAUUGAAACGACACCAACUCUCUCAGAUUCGAGCGGUUCCCUGUCCUUUGGCGGCGGCGGUGGCGGCGGCCCAUCCACACCCGACAUUUUCGGUGGCCCAACGCACAACCCUUUGACUUUGCCAUUGAAAGCUCGCUCCAAGGCGGUCGAGCGCCAGCUGUCAGUGGAAGCGCCGGCGGGAAGCUCGUCGUCGCAUCGGGCAUCCUUGUCCACCGCUCCAUCCGGCUCGACGGGCAGUCUCAAGCCGCCGACAAACCCCUCGGGUCGCCGAGCCAGCACGGUGGCUGCCCUGGAGCAGGCGACCACCCCAACGCUUCCCGACACUGACGAUCUUGUGGCGUCUGUGGCCAACGUGCGCCAAAUGUUUGGUCACUUCCCAGGUCCGUUUUCCAUCCACUCGCUCUGCCUCUUGGAGGAAUUUGGUGCUCGAUAUGGAAUUGGCAUCACAGCGCGGCGAUUGGCGCUCUUGGAUGCCCUCCUUGGCGAGCACGACCGUUGCGGAUCCGUGGAUACGAUUGUGCUGCAGCGGAUCGUGGAGGACAUUUUGCGCGACGCCGGUUACGAGUGCGACCUUCCUGUGAAAGUCUCGCCACUCACCCAGCCCAAGCUGGUUGCUCAGACCAACCCGACAAGGCUGACAUUCCCGGAAGUUCGCAAGCAGUCCGCUGCCGUGAAUCCGCUUACACCUGGCGAGCAAGAGCAGUUUUUGAAUACGCUCGACCAGCUCGUGGAGCGCUUGGUUGACCAGAUUACAAAGUACAAGUACAUUUUCCCGACCGAAGAGAUUGCCACUUGCGCCUUCUCUCGAACCAUCAACUGUCUGACCUUUGUGCUGUCUUCCUCAUUCUACCGUCUUCGGCACGCCAAUCCGUUUGAGCAUCACCUCAACCUCAUGAAACAGCAAAAUAUUGCCCAGGAGCAGUCCUUCCGCAUGUUCAACGCGGGCGCGACCGAAGUGGCAGGCGGAUUGUCUUACUCUCCCUACUUUUCACGCGUCAAGUCACCCUCUUCAAGCACAUCCAAGAAGCAGCAAGCCGCUGGCAGCCCGUUGGCUCGAUCUGGCAGCUCUGGCAAUGCACCGCCACUCGACGAUGCUGCAUCGCAGUCGCCUGCCCCGUCUCCUUCUCCUCUGGGAAUGCGCCCAAUGCCACAGCACCUCAUGACGCAGCAGCGCUUGUUUGGCACCACCGAGUCAUCGGCGGACCUGCUGAGCUUGCUCACAACGUGCAUUGAACGUGGUGCUGCGGACAACUAUGUUGUCAUGUCUGCGAUGGCCGCGCCGAAUGACUCUCUGUCCAGCACUGUCAAAAAGACUGCGCAUGUGCUUGUUGUCAAGCUCGUUGCACUGUGCGAGCGGAUUGUCGAGGCGGUGCGCCGCGACCUUGCCUUUGUGCCGGAAAUCUAUGGGAUUGAUGUGGCGGCAAUUGCCGCACAUCUCUACCUGAUCCGGUUCACCGCGGAAUUGGAUGUGUUCUUCAUGUCGAUGCCAGUCGAGUCUUCCUCCGGCAUGUUUGAUCUGUACUUUGCCCUGCGCGACAUGCGACGACAAAUGACUGCCAUGCUCCGAAACUCGACCAUUGAGACGCUGCUGGAUGAGCGCAUGCUGCUUUCAGAGUGGUUUAUUCCCUUCGUGUUCCGAUGGAUUGAGCAGAAGGGCGACAAGAUGCUGUCGUGGGCUGAUUCCGUGCUCGAGUCGGAUCAGCUGUUGCAUCGUUCUCGUACCGAGCUGCAGUCCACGUCCGUCAGCGACAUUUUUGACAACAUUCAGCAGAACGCUGGGUUUCUCGUUCGUCUGGAUUGGGUCGAUCAUCACAUGUUUGUGAUCUUUGUCGCCCGAUUUGCAGUGUGCAUUUGUCGUGUCCUCGACUUGUACAGUGCAGCCCUUCGCCGCACUGUCGCAAAACGACUGGCACGCAAGCCAGACCACAUUCUCGACAUCAAUGUCAUGCUUGGCCAGUGGAUUCAAGGCCACCAUCACAAGCAGAGCAAGCCAGAUGCCGCGAAGCGGUUCCAAACACAGCGCGAGGUUUGCGUUUGCCUGGACAACAUUGAGGCAUCUCGUUCGCACCUCCAGCGCUUUGUCUCAUCCAUCCUCCCGACUCCCAGCGCACCCAUGGUCGCGCUUGGGAUUCACAGCGCCAUCGUCGACGAGCUUCCCGUUCAUGAGAUGUUCAAGGAGGGUGUCACUGCGUUGGAUCGCAACAUGCAAGCAAUGGUUGAGAUGGUAGCUGGCGAGAUUCACGAUUCUAUCUGGCUGAUGCUGACAGUUGCAACUAGCACCAUCCCAGAGCGCCAAGCGAUUCGGGAGAGUCUCGUUGCGACAUCGACUCUGGUUGCUCCUCCGCCUCCCUUGUCCGCUUCAUCCGCGACGCCGGCACCUCCGGCUCCUGUGUCAGCCACAAAUGCAUCAAGCCACUCGAGCCUUCCCAGCGUUCUGACGCACGUUCCGACCAAAGCCGCUGCCAUCGUCGUUGCCGCCGUCUCAAAGUCGGGCGGCACUGCCACCUCGAUGCUCUCCAAGUUUGCGAAAAAGCUUGUUGGUGGCAAGGAAAAGGACCGUGACUACUUUAGCAUUGGCAUCAUGGAACCCGGGGAGGAGGUGGACGAGUCAGAGUUCCAUGCCAUUCUCAGCCCCGUUGCCGACUAUCUGCGCACGAGUCUCGCACAGCACCACGAGCACCUCUUCCACAAAGUCUUUAUCGAGGUUCUCGAGCGGCUUUGGAGCCGCUUUGUCACGACCUGCCUCGCCGUUCUGGGCGUGGCACCCUCCGGCAACCUGUCCAAUCAACAGCUUCCCCUCGUCCAAGUGAUGCUUUUGAGAUCACUGGUUGCAAUUGUGAAACCAGUGUUUGCAUCUGAAGACAACCAACGCCUUACUUUGGCUCAGCUGGAGACACCCGCGUUCGUGACGCUGACUCAAGCGUUGGAUCUUGCUCGCAAACCGUCCAUCGCUGUCAUGCAGGUGUACCAGCAAGCACCGCGCACCGAUCCCAUUUGCCGCAUGUGCCUGCUUGUGCUCAAACUUCGAGCGGGCAGCGAUUCUGCUGUUGCCGACUUUCUCAAGCACAACGACUCGGCCUCCCCGACAACGCAAGCGCCCUCCUUCUGGGAAACCGGGCUGGGUGCUCAGAUUGGCGCUCACAUUAGUGGCUCGCACAGCAACCGGUCGUCGGACGGUCGACACAAGCCCUGAAAACAGGCGACCGCCUGUGUGUGUGUUUGCGUGAUUUCACAAUGGGCCUUUCCCCCUCCUCCCACGCCACCCCACCCAUCCAUCUUUUUUCAGUACCAUGUUUAUUUAUUACACGCUUUCUUGUUCCAAUCUAUGCGCCCCUUUCCC
Messenger RNA from Capsaspora owczarzaki ATCC 30864, 6351 nucleotides. RefSeq lists its product as hypothetical. The record is from RefSeq and is a predicted model, not a curated record. Bases 1 to 6204 code for a protein of 2067 amino acids. NCBI's taxonomy places the organism in Eukaryota, Filasterea, Ministeriida, Capsasporidae. The transcript is spliced from 8 exons.